AUGCCUUCAAUCUUCGGAAGCAUCUCCGAAAUCCUUGCCAGCUUGUCACCGCGUCGCCAGCAACCCGCCGAUCGCCAAUCGCAACACUGGCCCUCAAAUCGCAGCAACCCAAACUCCGCGCGCCGUUCUCCCUCUCCGAAUCCUGCUGCACUCCGGCGCCGUACAAAACCUGCCCGGUCAUCCCUCGGCUCGCAAGCUGAGAGAAAACAGAACACCCCGCACCAUAUCCGCUUCUCGUCCUCCCCAGAUCGAGAUAUCGAUGUUAGUGAGCAGACCAUCCAAAGUUAUGCCAAAAUCGCUUCUCCAACUACCGGACCUGCAACCACCCGUGGACAUUUGCGGUCUCCUUCUCUUCAGUCUUUCAUAGACCAUACCGCUCAAUUGGGCGACGACCCGCAGAUGUCAAAUCAGGACCCUAAGAAGGCAGCCCAAGACGAGGUUCGCUUGUUGGGUGGGAAAAAAUUCAAAGAUGCAAAUCCAUUCAAGAUUACGCCCGGUGAUUCAUUCAAGAGGCAAAAGAAACAGAAACUCCCUGGCGCGAAUUCGGCGUUUCGACCGCAUGAUGGACUCUCCCGUAAUUCACGCCAGAGUGGUCCAGUACGGGCACAGGGGAAAGGAAAGCAAACUGCUCCUAUCAAGAGUUCAAACCCCCUGGGAGAUGCGUUUGAGCCGUCUGAUCGACCAAUCAAGAAGCGACGUCAAAGUGAAGUCAGUGAAGGCUGCGAUGUAGUGAAUGACCACACCUUACCAAGAAAGCACUCCCCCGCCCAAUCGAGCCAAAUCUCCACAAAUUCGAAGAGUUAUGUGCAUCCCCUUCAACAAAGUGAAUUUCGCGAAGUGGAGAAUGCUCUCAGGGUUUCUUAUGGCAGUCCCCGCCGUCAGCGUCGAAGAGAAAACCGUCAGGUCUCUACACAUUCCCCCGACGAAAGAUUUACACAUCACGCUGCUCAACAACGACACUCCAUCGCAGUUGUCAUGGAAUCUCCCAAUUCGAGACCAAGAACAGAACGGCCGGCCCGGGAUAUUCUUGAGACCAUUGAGGAACCAGUUUCAGACGAGAGAAAAAUCACUAUCGAAGACCAAGCCAUCCAGUCUCCUUCAGCGGAAAAGAAUGGACUCAAACGGAAAUCCGAUUCCCGAGAGAGCUCAGAUGAACUCCAGGGCGAAGUCACAACUCAGCCUAUCCCGAAACACAUCAAUCAGCGACAUGCUCAGCCUCGCCUCCCAACCCAAGAACGAAAUGUAACUCCCGACCUAAGUUCACCCACCGACAUCAAGCCCACCGAUUUUGCAUCAAAGAAAAGGGUCAAACGAAAGCACAAGACCUCAGAGGGAUCCCGAUUUGGUAUCAUCCGUCUGCAAUUCAGUAAUUUCGCCACGGAAAAAGGCCUCGACGGCAAAACCACAGCCAUCUAUGUGGAUGACGAGAAUAUCAAAAUCGGGGAAGAUAUUUUCGGCUCAGCUGUCACAAUUCCAUUACGAAAAGUCUUGAAAAUCUUUUACGGAAAGGAUUCUAGUCGAAAAUUGAGGCUGUUUCUGUCUCAAGGUGUCUUGCCAAUUGGUAACUUGGUUGACAUCCAGUUCUCGGAUAGCGAAAUCAAAAAUCAGCUUUCAUGGAUCUUCAAAGAGAAGCUGGUCAAGAUGAUAGAGAAGGGGCGGGACUACAUGACCAGUAUUUUCGACAGACACCGGGAGGAAAUAGCCAGGUGCCCCCAACAGGCCAAGAGACCUCUACUGGAUGUUGAUCCGACUCCGCCAGCUCCUGCGGAUUCUUCUGCUCGUCAGAAGCUUUCGUCCACACUGCAGGGUCCAGCAGAUGGGCCCAGCAGCAAGCGAGUGAAGCGAGACUUCUCUUCCAUUUCCCAAACCGGAAAUGGUGCUGUGGAAAGUCGAACGUCAGCUGGUGACGGGAAACCACAAUCGGACACCGGCGUCGAGAUUCCUGUUAAAAAAUUCCAAGUGAUCCAACCCCCGCUGGAGCGAGAGACGAGAUCAACACGGCGGAUAACGCAAAACACCAAUUGUGGUACUGACGAGGUCUCCAAGUUCUUCAGCCCUAAGGCGAAAGACGAAAAUCGACAGAAGUGGAAGAAACCAAUGGUCUAUCCCCGAACUGGGAAGAAGCGUGCCGAGGUCAGCGUUGAUGACCGAGACCGCCUGUGCGGGGAGGAGUUCCUAAACGAUAAUCUGAUCGGUUUCUAUCUGCGCUUCUUGGAAGAUCAUCUUCAACGCACAAACAAAAAUGUCGCGAAACGGGUAUACUUCUUCAAUUCCUAUUUCUUCGCAACCCUUACAAAUACCCCCAAGGGCGAACGUGGCAUCAACUACAGUGGCGUCGAGAAGUGGACUCGCAACAUCGAUCUCUUCAGCUAUGACUACAUCGUCGUCCCAAUCAACCAGAAUGCUCAUUGGUACGUUGCGAUCAUUUGCAAUCUGCCAAGCUUGGAUAUUGCAUCUGCUGGCCCUGUAGAUCAAUCCUCUGCUCCUGUGAGCGACAAAGAAGUCUCAGCUCAGCCAGAAAGCGUGCAUGAAAUUUUAGAGUCCCCAGAGCCCGAGCAGGUCUCAGCCGCAACGACUACUGCCGAAAAGGACACCGAGGAGAAGCAGAAAGAAUCUUCAGAAUCGCCAAUGUCACAUGAAGCACGCAAGUAUCUUGCUUCUAUGAAAAUCGUGGAAGAAGAAAACAAGGCAGCCACUGAAAAGGCCGAGACCCCAUCACCAGGGUCCAACGAAAAGAGACAAGAAGACAAUGGUUCGGCUGAUGACUGGCCCGAGGGAGAAGAGAACCAAACCUCGUCCCCUCUGAAGUUCUCCGGUUUGCAUUGGGACGGACUGGUUUCCGCUGGUCCUGAGGCAAACCAGUCCAGUCCUAAUACCAAGAAAAAAGGACGAACUGGCCCGAAACUGCACCCUGCUCAACCAACCAUCAUCACCUUUGAUUCCCUUGACCUUGCCCGCUCCCCACAAAUCAAGCUCCUACGUGAAUAUAUCUGCCAGGAAGCUGCAUCGAAACGUGGCGUUGAAGUCGACGAAAAGGACAUUAAGGGUAUGCGCGCUCGUCAGAUCCCACUUCAACCUAACUACUCUGACUGCGGGCUGUAUUUACUUGCCUACAUCGAGAAGUUCGUGCAGAACCCCGACACCUUCAUUACGAAGAUGCUGCAGCGUGAUAUGGAUGGACCUGAAGACUGGCCUCAGCUCAGAUCUGGUCUUCUUCGGACACGUCUUCGCGAUUUCCUGGAUGACUUGUAUGAAGAACAGAAGCAACAGGAGGGCCAGUCGAUUUUGGCUGAUCAGAAAUACAUUUCGUUCUUGCUGGGGUCUCCGCUUCCGGGUCAGGAUUAUCAGAAGGAGAAAGUCAAAGAGGGACAGCCAACGAACCCUUCAAAGGAUGAAAGCCCCAAGAAAGUCUCGGAGAAUUCAGCGAAAGAGGCCAAUGGAUCGAAGGAGGACUCUGCAGCAGACGAGCCUCGAUUGGUCCCUAUCUCUCCUGUCCGUUCGAAGGCCUCCGAGCAGACUGAGCAAACCGCGAAUACGGAGGCAGUCAAAAGUUCUGCUAAGCCUUCAAUCAAAAGUCCUGCUAAACCUUUAACCUCUUCGGAGGAUACUGGCCGUGAAGUGCUUGAAGUGCCUGAUAGUCAGGAACCAAAGAACAGCCGUGAUGGGAAGAAAAAGUCUAAGAAGAAGGAAAAAAGAAAGUCAACAGCUUUUCCUGAUCCUGAUGCCUUUGACACAGGUGAGUCUAAGCCAGAGCAAGCCGGGUCCAGUGUCAAAAUCGUUAGGGAAACCCCCCCACUUGACGAGCCGGAACGACCCAAAAGAAGCCCUCGAGACAAAAGGAAGAGCUGA
Molecule: messenger RNA, 3849 nt
Organism: Penicillium odoratum
Lineage: Eukaryota; Fungi; Ascomycota; Eurotiomycetes; Eurotiales; Aspergillaceae
Exons: 6
Coding region: 1-3849 (1282 amino acids)
Biological process (GO): protein desumoylation
Cellular component (GO): cytoplasm; nucleus
Molecular function (GO): SUMO-specific endopeptidase activity
Source: RefSeq, a predicted model, not a curated record